Phaedon cochleariae (mustard beetle) is the source of this 303-nucleotide messenger RNA. NCBI's taxonomy places the organism in Eukaryota, Metazoa, Arthropoda, Insecta, Coleoptera, Chrysomelidae. The record is from the annotation of a GenBank genome assembly.
AUGAAACAUUCUUCUGAUCCAUACCAACCUAUGACUUUGCUCCAGGCUGUCAGGGAGGCGAAUUCUAUAUUCGAAGAUUACAAUAAGCAGGAUGCUCAUGAGCUACUUGUUAAUUUGUUGGAUAAUAUCAGGAGAACUGAAGACGAUUUGAUUCAACAAGUUCAACACUAUCCCAAAUUAUUGGAUGGAAAGAAAUCGACAGUGAAUUCUUUGAGAAUGUGGAAUAGGACCUGCUACAAGAAGAUCGAAACUGCUAGAGAGGCUAUUCCAGUGGAUCAUAUGAAUGAUGGAGAUUCCACAUAA